UAAAUGUUGCUAAAAGUAUUAUUUUGCACUGAGAAGCGUCAACUGAAAAAAACACACAACGUGAGAGCUGGGAGUUCAGCUUUAGUUGGGGCUUUCUGAGGACUGUAGCUCUUGAGGAGGUGUGGGUAUCAGUAUAUAUCUGAUUUUGCUGAAGCGGGUAUGUGCAGUCAAACACACAUCUUAGUAGAAGUUUGCUGCUGGUUAUGAGGAACAGAUGCCUCCACUAAUGAUGUUAGUGCUUUUCUAGGUAUGAGAAGAUACCAAAAAUUGGGCUCAUAAAAAUUUCUCCUGAAAAUAUCUAACUCUCUGAAGGCCUCUUCUGCCACUUUUCCCCAGAGCACACAGUGCCUCAUUCCUGCCCUGCCCUGAACUCCUUUCAGGGUGUGUUAAAGGUCAGCGACGGCAUUGGCUAGUGACUUCCUGCUAGUAGAAUCAGAUGAUUCCAGACCAAAAUUGAAACAAUGGUCGACCUCACGCAGCUAAUGGAGAAUGAAGUAUUCAUGGCCUUUGCCUCCUACACAACGAUUGUUCUUUCAAAAAUGAUGUUUAUGAGUACUGCAACUGCAUUCUAUAGAUUGACAAGAAAGGUUUUUGCCAACCCAGAAGACUGUGCAAGCUUUGGCAAAGGAGAGAUUGCCAAGAAGUAUCUUCGGACAGAUGACAGAGUGGAACGUGUACGAAGAGCCCACUUGAAUGACCUCGAAAAUAUUGUGCCAUUUCUUGGUAUUGGCCUUCUGUAUUCCUUGAGUGGUCCAGAUCUCUCUACUGCCAUCCUGCACUUCAGGCUCUUUGUUGGAGCACGAAUCUACCACACAAUUGCAUAUUUGAUACCCCUUCCCCAGCCAAAUCGCGCUUUGGCUUUUUUCCUUGGAUAUGGAGUUACACUGUCAAUGGCUUACAGAUUGCUGAGAAGUAGGUUGUACCUGUAAAGAGAAUCAUACAACUCAUCAUCCAGUGAUUUUCUAACAAUUCUGUACUUCCAAUUUGUAACAAAUACUUUUUAAGAUUUUAAGUGGGAAGGGAGCAGGGAAAUUAAGAUAGGGAAAACCUGGUCUGAAUAUUAAUGUCACCAAUAUCCUUUAUUCUUUCUUAAUAUUUGCACUAGAAAUUUAACAUAAUUUUUAGCUCUUUUGUCUUAUUCUUAAGUACUUUGUUUUAAAUUUUGAUUGUAAUUUGUAACAUUAUUCAACAUUUCAUAUUUUAAAUCUUUAGAAAGAGUAAGUACAUGUAUGUUAAACUUGUAUUUCAGUAUUGCUGAAAUCGGCGUAUGAAAUAAAGAAUUUAAAGAACGA
This is a messenger RNA of Aethalodelphis obliquidens (Pacific white-sided dolphin), 1292 nucleotides long. It is a transcript of the gene MGST1, whose product is annotated as microsomal glutathione S-transferase 1. The coding region runs from base 462 to 929 and encodes 155 amino acids. Gene Ontology annotation, cellular component: mitochondrion; membrane. The transcript is spliced from 4 exons. Gene Ontology annotation, molecular function: glutathione transferase activity. The record is from RefSeq and is a predicted model, not a curated record. NCBI's taxonomy places the organism in Eukaryota, Metazoa, Chordata, Mammalia, Artiodactyla, Delphinidae.